This is a messenger RNA of Papaver somniferum (opium poppy), 1050 nucleotides long. RefSeq lists its product as uncharacterized. Bases 1 to 1050 code for a protein of 349 amino acids. The record is from RefSeq and is a predicted model, not a curated record. Lineage: Eukaryota; Viridiplantae; Streptophyta; Magnoliopsida; Ranunculales; Papaveraceae. The transcript has a single exon.
AUGGAGCAACCUCCUGGUUUUGUUGAUCCAGAUCAUCCUACUCAUGUAUGUGAACUUAAGAAAUCCUUGUAUGGACUUAAACAGGCUCCUAGGGCCUGGUAUGACAGAUUCAGUGGGUAUCUUAUUAAAAGUGGUUUCAAGAACUCUAGUUGUGAUAGUUCCAUGUUCAUUUAUCACAAGAAUUCUGAGAGGAUGAUUCUCCUAGUCUAUGUUGAUGAUAUUAUUCUUGUUGGUACUUCAGAUUCUCUACUUACUUCCUUUAUUACUUCCUUGAAGUCAGAGUUUGCAAUGAAAGAUCUUGGUCCUCUACACUAUUUUUUGGGUAUUGAAGCUGUUUUUGACUCUUCAGCUAACAAAAUGCUUCUUACUCAAAAUAAGUAUUCCUUGGAUUUACUUCGAAAACAUGAUAUGAUUGGGUGUAAACCUUGCAAAACGCCAGUUGGUUCAGGUCCAAGGGUGUCUGCUUUUGAUGGAACUCUAUUGUCAGAUGCUGCUUCUUACAGAAGCUUAGUGGGUGGUCUUCAAUAUUUAACUCUCACCAGGCCUGACAUUAGUUUUCCAGUUAACUAUGUGAGCCAAUUCAUGCACAGGCCUACUGAUAUUCAUCUACAGCUGGCCAAAAGAAUUCUCCGAUAUAUUAAAGGUUCUUUAGGUCAAGGCAUUACUUUACAAGAUGGUGAUUGUUCCACUCUCACUGCUUAUUGUGACAGUGACUGGGCUGGAUGUCCUGAUACACGCAAAUCUACAUCAGGUUAUUGUGUGUUUGUGGGUGGCAACUUAGUGUCCUGGUCUUCAAAGAAACAACACACAAUCUCUCGCUCUUCCACAGAAGCUGAGUACAGAGGUCUUGCAAAUGCAGCUGCUGAAAUAUUGUGGCUUUCUUGCUUAUUUGAAGAACUAUCCGUCUACUUAUCUCUCCCUUGUCGUUUAUACUGUGACAAUCUUGGUGCAGGAAGUCUCACUGCAAACCCAAUUUUCCAUGCCCGCACAAAGCAUAUUGAAGUAGACUACCAUAUGAUUCGUGAUCUGGUUAGUUCUGGUUUUCUGUAG